Molecule: messenger RNA, 1600 nt
Organism: Caenorhabditis elegans
Lineage: Eukaryota; Metazoa; Nematoda; Chromadorea; Rhabditida; Rhabditidae
Gene: cdkl-1
Product: cyclin-dependent kinase
Exons: 10
Coding region: 83-1537 (484 amino acids)
Biological process (GO): regulation of cell cycle
Cellular component (GO): cilium
Molecular function (GO): ATP binding; protein kinase activity; cyclin-dependent protein serine/threonine kinase activity
Source: RefSeq, marked reviewed
AGCAUUCAUCCGUCUUCUGAGCUCUUUUGCUCAACCAUCGUCUCGUAAAUAGUCAAUGUUCCAAAAGUGGCGUUUGGAAACCAUGACGCCGGAAGAAGCGACUAAACGAGCAAAGGGGUCCUCCCGCACAGCACUUUCAUUUCUGACUGCAGUCAAACUGGAGACAAAUACGGAGAAAAAAAGCAAGGAUAUUCGAGUCAAUGAGCCACUCUCAAAACUCGAGUUGCUCCGAAUUGAAACUUCCGAUACGUUGUGCUCUUCGAAAGAGAACUCUCUGUUGCUCACCUCGUCUGACAUCUCCAGGGACCCUUCAAAAUCACCGUUAAAUUCGUUGAACAGGAAGAAAUUGAGCGCACCUCGCCUCGAAAAAACGAAAAGUGACGACAUGGUGUUCGCAGAGAUUGAAGCGUUGACAGUGAUGGAAAACAAUUUGUUUUGCUCGUUGAGAAACUCUUCAAAACGUCGUUGCGAAGCAAUGGAUAAAUACGAUAGACUGUCAAAACUGGGUGAAGGUUCAUAUGGAGUUGUAUAUAAAUGUAAAAAUAGGGAUACUGGACAAAUUGUGGCAAUCAAAAAGUUUGUGGAAACUGAAGAUGAUCCGCAUAUUAAGAAAAUUGCGCUACGGGAAAUCAGAAUGCUGAAGCAACUGAAACAUCAAAAUUUGGUUGGAUUGAUUGAAGUGUUCAAACGGAACCGGAAACUUCAUCUCGUCUUUGAACUUUGUGAUCGAACUGUACUUCACGAGUUGGAGAAGAAUCCGCAUGGAGUUAACGAUGAACUCAUAAAGAAAAUAAUUUAUCAAUUGCUAGAAGCUCUUAAAUUCUGUCACAGUCACAAAUGUAUUCAUCGAGAUGUGAAACCGGAAAACAUUUUCUUGACACGGAAUGAUCAAGUGAAACUUGGAGAUUUCGGAUUUGCUCGAAUAAUAAACACGACGGAAAUGUAUACUGACUAUGUGGCAACUCGUUGGUACCGUAGUCCAGAACUUCUGGUCGGUGAUGUUCAAUAUGGGCCACCUGUAGACAUUUGGGCUGUAGGAUGUGUAUAUGCGGAGCUGUUGACUGGCGAAGCUCUAUGGCCGGGAAGAAGUGAUAUCGAUCAGUUAUAUCAUAUUCGAAAAACUUUAGGGGAAUUUUUACCUCGUCAUAUUUCAAUUUUCCGCACAAAUCAAUUUUUCUUUGGACUUUCAAUUCCUGAACCGGAGCAUCUUGAACCUCUACCCUCUAAGCUCCCAAAUGCGAGCAGUGCACAGCUCGAUUUUCUACAGAAGUGCUUCGAAAUGUCUCCAGAUCGACGCUUCUCAUGUAGUGAGCUUAUGCUGCAUGGAAUCUUUUCGAAUUGGAUAUUACGGAUACGACAGGAUGAGAGUACACCAACUGGGCUCACUUCAAAAAGAAGCCCCAACUACCUACCACUUCUGAAUGGAAAUUCGAACAAUUUGGUUUCAAAAAAUUUCAGUUUGCAAGGAGGAAAUCAUGGGAAUAACAAUAACAAUGGGAACGGCAUUAAUCGAAAUUUUCUUCCAACAAUUUCUUAAAAUUUUGUUCACUAGUUUCAUGGUCAUAUUGUUCAUUAUGAUAAAACUUAUUGCUGGAAUCAA